GGUUUUGACAAUGCAAAACGAUUCCUCCCAGCGAUGGUCAAUGGGAUUAUUUCCAUUCAAUUGAUACCACCUCUCUCUCUCUCUCUCUCUCUCUCUCUCUCUCUCUUGCUGUUUGUGGCAACCGACACUCAUCUAUGGGAAAACAAAAGCCUCAUUGGUUAAGAAGUAAACUGUUGGUGGUGUCGGUUGUUCCUUAUUCGUCAUUGGAUCACUACGUACAUGACCUCUACAUUGAUGAUGGGCUUAAAAAUGUGGAUUUGUUGGAGUUCGAUGAGGAUGUUCACACUUUGAAGAUGAUGUUUGGUUUGAUGCUGACUGGUCAGAUCAAUAAAGACGUGAAAAGGUUUGGUAAGAGAUGUAAGCUUGCUUUACCUAACUUCUUAAGCUCAACACUUGUUCCAGUUGAAGCUCUGCAUUUAUCACUACAUAAAAUCACAAGAUCUUGUAAGCAGACCAACACCAUGCAUGAAAAACCACUCUGAUGGACGGUGGUGGUGAGCUUUAAGUACGGUCUAUAAAUAGCAAUGUACUUUCAUUAAGUUAUACAUUAUAGCAUCUUAAUAUCAAUUGUUAAUGUAAAGCUCUUUCUUUUUCAAAUUUUUUCUCAUUAACACAUUACAUUUUUCUUAAUUAAGUUUCAUAUGGUAGUUUUUUUUGAAGAUUAUAGCACUCUACUUCGUUUUUUAUUGUCUUCAAGAUGGUCAGAUUACCCUUCAUGGAACGUCCUUAGGACGACA
This is a messenger RNA of Lactuca saligna, 737 nucleotides long. Lineage: Eukaryota; Viridiplantae; Streptophyta; Magnoliopsida; Asterales; Asteraceae. The record is from the annotation of a GenBank genome assembly.